This is a messenger RNA of Andrographis paniculata, 2706 nucleotides long. Its product is annotated as root phototropism protein 3. The coding region runs from base 392 to 2464 and encodes 690 amino acids. The transcript has 3 exons. Lineage: Eukaryota; Viridiplantae; Streptophyta; Magnoliopsida; Lamiales; Acanthaceae. The record is from RefSeq and is a predicted model, not a curated record. Gene Ontology annotation, molecular function: protein binding.
GGGCAGCAAUAAUUCCCAGACAAACCACACUUUUACUUUGAGCAUUGGUGCCAAUUCCAUGGAGCUCAGGGUUUUUGAGUCAGUAUAUACAUAUAUAUAUAUAUAUGAUCAGAAAUUCAUGGCAAAGAAAAUGCAAAGCACCAUUAUUGGUGAUGCAAGAAAUUUACAGUGCGCUGCCCAUUACUUCACAGACUGUUGGAGCCCUAGAAAUUCGUGCAGCAGCAGCCGACCAGUUUCAGAUAAUUCCAAGCAUUCCCCAUGUGGGAUUCUCCCCCUUUUUACAUCUUCGAUCGCUCAUCACUCAUCACCAUCUCCCUCCUGCAGUUAGUUAGUUUCUGUGCAUUUGCUACUGCGUGCGGUGUUGAUUUUUGUGUUCGUUCUUUCUUUCAUUAUGUGGGAUUCGGAAAGUGAUUCGAUCAUCGGAGGACGGGAUUAUGGAAAUGGAGUUUUGUCGAGCAGCAGCAAGCCCGGCGUCAAGACUGAUGGGUUUGAACAGAGAGGGAAAUCAUGGUAUGUUUCGACUGAUAUUCCGAGUGAUAUUUUGGUCCAAAUUGGCGAAGUCAGUUUCCAUUUGCAUAAGUAUCCUCUGCUCUCCCGAAGCGGGAAGAUGAACAGAGUCAUAUACGAAUCGUCUCGCGACGUAGAGUUUAGCAAGAUUGCUCUAGACGAUCUCCCGGGGGGUCCCGACGCAUUCGAACUCGCGUCGAAAUUCUGCUACGGAAUCCCCGUCGAUCUAACGGCAACCAACAUAUCCGGCCUGCGCUGCGCGGCCGAGUAUCUCGAAAUGACGGAAGACUUGGAAGAAGGCAAUCUGAUAUUCAAAACGGAGGCUUUCCUCAGCUACGUCGUCCUGUCUUCCUGGCGCGACUCUAUCGUCGUUCUGAAAAGCUGCGAGAAGCUCUCACCGUGGGCUGAAAAUCUCCAGAUCGUGCGGCGGUGCAGCGAGUCGAUCGCCUGGAAAGCCUGUGCGAAUCCAAAAGGCAUACGAUGGCAUUACACGGGACGCCCCGCUCGAUCCGUGUCGAGCCCCAAAUGGAACGAGAUGAAGGACUCGAGCCCGAGCAGGAACUCUCCGGUGCCACCUGACUGGUGGUUCGAGGAUGUCUCGAUUCUCCGGAUCGAUCAUUUCGUCAGAGUUAUUACCGCGAUCAAGGUGAAGGGGAUGAGGUACGAGCUGAUCGGGGCUGCGAUAACGCAUUACGCCACGAAAUGGCUCCCCGGCGUUGUUACGAAAGAGAUGCCCGGAUCAGGCGCUGUCGACGACGGAAGUAACAGUAUAAACAGCCAUUGCAGCGGCAGCAGCGGCGGCGGCGGCGGUUGGAAAGGCGGGCUGCACAUGAUCGUCGUCGGGACGAAAGAAGACGCUCCGUCGCUCGUUCAGGCGAAAGAUCAGAGAAUGAUCGUCGAAAGCCUGAUCAGCAUAAUCCCGCCGCAGAAAGACAGCGUGUCGUGCUGCUUCCUUCUCCGGCUGCUGAGGAUGGCGAACAUGCUGAAAGUCGCGCCGGCGUUAGUCACCGAGCUCGAGAAACGCGUCGGGAUGCAACUGGAGCAGGCAACGCUGCCGGAUCUUCUCAUCCCAUCGUACAACAAAAUCGAGUCCCUCUACGAUGUCGACCUUGUCCAGAGGCUGCUCGAGCAUUUCCUCGUGCAAGAGCAGUCGGAAAGCUCCAGCCCGAGCCGGCAGUCGCUCUCCGACGCAAAAAUAUACGACGCGAUCCAACGAGGGACCGGAACGGCGACGGGGGCUAAUCCAAACGCGAAAAUGCGAGUCGCCCGCCUCAUCGACAGCUAUCUCACCGAGGUAUCCCGCGACAGAAACCUGUCGAUGACGAAAUUCCAGGUCCUUGCCGAGGCAUUACCGGAGUCCGCAAGAAUUUCAGACGAUGGGCUGUACAGGGCCGUCGACUCCUACCUCAAAGCGCACCCGACGCUGACGGAACACGAGAGGAAGCGGCUCUGCCGCGUCAUGGACUGUCAGAAGCUCUCGAUCGACGCGUGCAUGCACGCCGCGCAAAACGAGCGUCUCCCGCUCCGUGUCGUCGUUCAAGUCCUCUUCUCCGAGCAGGUGAAGAUAAGCAACGCCAUAGCCAACACCGGAUUAAAAGACACCGGCGAAUCCCAGAGCUACCAGCCAUUGAUAUCGAAUCGGAAAACUCUGCUGGAGGGGACGCCGCAGUCGUUUCAGGAAGGCUGGGCUGCGGCGAAGAAGGACAUCAACACACUGAAAUUCGAACUCGAGACCGUGAAAGCGAAGUACUCGGAGCUUCAGAACGAGAUGGAAGCGCUGCAGCGGCAGCUCGACAAGGGGCCGAAGCCGAAGACGGCGUCGUCGUCCGGGUGGGCCACCGGGUGGAAGAAGCUCGGCAACCGGCUAACGAAAAUGGCGGAAGCUCAUGACGCGGGGUCGAAUGUAGAGCAGCAGCCUAAGAAAGCUCCAAGAAGAUGGAGGAAUUCAAUUUCUUGACUUGAUGCAAUGAAAUUGAAACGAAAUGAGAUGGAAUUCCAUCAUUCAUUGCAGAUUUCUCAAACUUUCUUCACUUUGUUGCCCCAUAUCCAUAUGGGCCUCAAUUUUUCUGCAUUUCUCUAGUGUGUUGCUUUUCAUUUGAAUUUUGGGAGUGUAUCUAAAUUUAUUAUUGGGUAAAUUUAUAAUAACCAUUACUGUAUUUUAUUUAUUGAAUCAAAUAUCCUUUAUCUUAAUAUCUUUUU